Molecule: messenger RNA, 1038 nt
Organism: Phytophthora sojae
Lineage: Eukaryota; Oomycota; Peronosporomycetes; Peronosporales; Peronosporaceae
Exons: 2
Coding region: 1-1038 (345 amino acids)
Source: RefSeq, a predicted model, not a curated record
AUGACUGACCUGACUGCCUCUGACACGGAGGCGGAUGACGCAGCCGAUGCCCGGGCCGUUCGCCAGCAGGUCCUCGCGUUUGGGCAGGGCCCCGCGGCGCCCGGCAGCAACGGAGUGGGCACGACGACGCCAGCUGCAGCGGCGGUCGCCGAGGCAUCCUUCAGCGCGGUGGACGAAAUCCGCGGACGUGCAUCGACGACCUUCCGCCCAACGACGCUGGAGCAGCAGAUACACAAUGCUAUCGGUCACCCGAACCACCAAGGUAAGGAUGCUCAAUGUAUUCUCGAAUGUGCUCAGCAGGCUCGUGAAACCUGCUUUCGUGCUGCUCCCCCAAUUCUCCGCGGCGCGUUCGAUUUCGGGUUCCACAUUCGCGGUCUUUCGGUUAUGCACUUUGUCCGCGAAUCACACAUUUCGACAAUGGAGACGAGCGGGGCGGUGGUCAACAUGACGGAUUUCUCUAGGAAGAACGGUCUGCAGCCCGCGGCGGCCGAGCCGUCCUAUACCGGGCUGCUCGAGGCGCUCACGAAUUUGCGCCACUUCGGACGCAAGUUUUACAACGCCGCCACGGUGGACCGCCUUCUGCUGUGGAUCAACAUGAAGCUGGGAAAGUUCCGUGGGCUGGUCAUCUCGGUGGGGCUAGCGGCUGCCGCCCGCAUCACUGACGAGUUUACGCUUCAAGACUCACUCCUCUCGGAGCUGCUGUACGAUCUACAGAAGGCCAAGUUGGACAAGCUGACAGCGAUGAUCGAGGCGCAGCAGCACCCGUCGCCGAAGGUCCGCUCGAAGGGCAAGGAACACCAACCGGCGAAGCUCACAGGAAGAAUACCCAAGUCGAUGGCGCGAGGUCUGCCCAAGCAAGGUUCGCAGCAACAUUGCCUCAAGCACCUGUCCAUGAUGGGGUGCAGCGGCAACGGCACACCCGGGCAGUGCUUCGCGAAAGGGCGAGCCCACUUUCGCCCUACGGCCCUGUCGAGUGAGGCCAAGGACCACACCAAGCAACACUUCGGAGAUCUCGCGCCGGAAUUCGCCGAUCUCUGA